This is a messenger RNA of Cryptomeria japonica (Japanese cedar), 1962 nucleotides long. Its product is annotated as ethylene-responsive transcription factor RAP2-12. The transcript is spliced from 2 exons. Gene Ontology annotation, biological process: regulation of DNA-templated transcription; ethylene-activated signaling pathway. The coding region runs from base 184 to 1449 and encodes 421 amino acids. NCBI's taxonomy places the organism in Eukaryota, Viridiplantae, Streptophyta, Pinopsida, Cupressales, Cupressaceae. Gene Ontology annotation, molecular function: DNA-binding transcription factor activity; DNA binding. The record is from RefSeq and is a predicted model, not a curated record.
AAUUGCCGGCGAACGGGAAAUUAAAAUAUAUAAUUUUCCAGUGUCGUCUACAAAAACGCGGCUGGUUCUGUCUCUCUUCAAAUAUUUUUCCAGCUUCCGAGUUUGUGAAGGUAUUAACCCUACCUACCUCUUUGCUUGCUUUGAGUUAUCGAGUGCUGCAUUUGGUACGAAGGAAAGGGAAAAAUGUGUGGUGGUGCAAUUAUAUCGGAUUAUAUACCUACGAGCCGAUCUCGGGGCUCUGUGAAAGAACUCUGGCCUGACUUUGAUAAGUUCUCGGACUUCAUUAAUGGCGUUAAUAAGCCCGUGGAGAGUUACGAUAGUAGAGCUUCUGAGAGUUUCGACAGCUUCUCCGAUGAUGAUUCCAUGGGGUUCGAUGAUGAGCCCUGGUUUCAGUCUAAGCCGCUGGCCAAGGAGCCGCAGAUUGCUUCAGGAGGAAAUAGUCCUGCGAUUUCUUCAUUGAAACCGCUGGAAUUCAAAGGGGCUGCAGCGAAGACCGCAGGGCGCAAGAGAAAGAAUUUGUACAGAGGUAUCCGACAGCGUCCAUGGGGGAAAUGGGCUGCAGAGAUAAGGGACCCGAAGAAGGGGGUGAGGGUUUGGCUAGGCACUUUUAACACCGCGGAGGAGGCUGCUAGGGCUUAUGAUUCAGCCGCCAGGAAGAUCAGAGGUAAGAAAGCUAAGGUUAAUUUUGACGAGGACUCGGCCCAAAGCAACAAAAGACCCCAGGGGAGAGACAAAGACAAGGUUCCUCGCAAAAAAACAAAGUCGUGUGCUCUCAAGACAGAUUUUUUCCACGGUAUUGGAAAAUCAAAUUUCAAAAAUGCCUCAAAGAGUAUACAUUUUGAUAUCAAUCAAGGUUCUGUAAACCAUAAUAGCGAAAAUCUAGGGUAUGUAGACGAGAGUGUUACGCAUCCUGAGCCGGGUGGUUAUUGUCAAAGCUUUGCCGACAGCCAGCCAAUGAAGUCAUCUGGUGUUAAGAAUCUCACGGGUUCUUUUGAAAACAAGCCUGCCGUCCUUAAAAGUUCCAUGAACAGUAACUAUGAAGGAGUGAUGUAUUUUGAUUCAGACACCAGCAGUGUAUCCUUUGAUGGUUCUCACAUGCCAUGGAUCCCUAAUGCCACAUCCCCUGAUAUUGAGUCAGCACAGCAGAAAUUCUCUGGCACUGGUGAGUCUGAUUUUUCGGUAACUGGUGUUUCUGAGGACAUACAGCAUCCUCCAGUUGAAGAGAAAACUCCCCAAAAUGGCGAGAUAAAGUCAGAGCUGGCGCUGGUGGAGGAUCUUCCGUCUAUGGAGCCCUACAACUGGUUAUUUCAGUUGCAGCCGUAUUUUGAAGGAAGCAUGAACAUGAACAUGGAUCAGUCGUUGCAGGGCAUGGUGAUGGGUGAGGACAAUGACAAUUCUCUGCAGCUCUGGAGUUUUGAUGCCGUGCAUGUUUCGGACCCUGUUUAUUGAUUGGGCUCUCGUUUGUUGUGUCUGUAAAUAUAAUGUAGGGAAUCAAGGAGAUCUUUUUUAAUAAGAGCCUCAGUGAAAUAGGCAACUUGAUCUUAUUUUUUUUGCUUUUGGUUCGUCUGAAACUGCAGAGUAUAUUUCCUGAGAGUUUUAGAAGUACUUGAAUUAGGUUUAGGUGUUUAACAUAAGUUUUAUACUAAUAAGGUCCUACAUCUGAUUAUGGAGAAAGUGGCUUGUCAUCUUAUGCUAGGUAAGUAAGUAUGAUGGCAUAAUUUAACUGGUACAGCUGGAUCAGUCUAGAUUACAUGUGUCGUAUGACAAAAGUCUGGUUUGAGAGAUCCACUAUUCACAGGGAAUAAAUUUCAGUGUUUAGAUCUGGAGGUUAGAUACUGACUAUUUAGUGCUUUCUGUAUGAGAAAUAAUGUUUCCUUGAACAUAUAUAGAUAUGUUUUUGUGAAUCUUAUGCAAGAAACUACUGUAUUCAUGUAAAAUGAAGUGAAUUUGUUGGAUGCUUUA